AUGGCGGCCUCCGAGGUUGCAUCCUCAUCUGCAGCAACAGCUUCGACACACAACGCAUACAUAGCCUCGCUCGUGCCACCGACCAAGGAACAGUUUUAUGAGAUUUCUCAGAUACAGGCAGAAAAGGAAGUGGAAAAUCGCAGGAAAAUGAAAGAGCACAAGAGCCUCUCUACCGACCCGGCACUGCCGUCGGACGACCAAGGCCAAGAUGCAGCAGCCAGGAUGAUCCAAAAGACGUUUCGAGGCUACCGUGCACGCCGAGAAAUGGACGGCUACAGCAUCAACCCUACCACGCGCUGGGUUGCCGCUGUGCGCGACGCUCAGUUUCGCGAGACGCAUCGCCCUCGCCCACGUCCUCUCUCACAAGCCGCGACCGUCACUGGAGAAACACAACCGCCAUCUGCAGGCGCUCGCCAGAACUGGAGAAAGGUGGGGAUGACGGCCCUUCGCGCUGGUCGCGAUGCUUCAGACAGCGAAUCUGACCCGGAGGCCGAAAGCGUGGAGGAGACCAGCCCAGAAGACAAGGCGGCCCGAAGACAACAGCGCCAGGUUGAGAAUGCGAAGCGCCGGGCGGAAGCUCGCACAAUGGGGCUUCAGUACUUUCUGGAAAUGAUUGAUGUGAAGCAUCGCUACGGAAGCAAUUUGCGAGUAUAUCACGAGGAGUGGAAGAGGUCGGACGCCCAGGAAAACUUCUUGUACUGGCUCGACUAUGGUGCCGGUCGCAACGUUGAGCUGGACGCCUGCCCUCGAGAGCAGUUGGAGCGAGAACAAGUGCGCUACUUGUCACGAGAAGAGAGACAGUACUACCUGGUCAAGGUUGAUGCCGAGGGGAGACUGUGCUGGGCCAAGAACGGUGCGAGGAUCGACACAACGGAGCAAUUCAGGGAUAGCAUCCACGGUAUUGUUCCGGCCGACGAUACCACACCGGCGUUUAGGCCUCCUGCCAAUCCCCUGGCAGACGACUCUGAUUCCGACUCUGACUCGUCGGCCGAGUCGAGGCGAGAAGCCGAUCGUGCCGCCAAAUAUGCCACUCCAGAGUUUGACAAUGCGUCUGGCGUCAAAAAGAUUCACCACCUCUCAACAUCGACCAUCAUCAACAAGCUGCUGCGCAAGUCUGUCCGCCCAAAUUGCUGGAUAUUUGUCGCCGAUACCAACUUUCGCCUGUACGUCGGCAUCAAAGACUCCGGCGCCUUUCAGCACUCGUCCUUUCUGCAAGGCGGCCGCAUCUCCGCCGCGGGGCUCAUCAAGAUUAAGAAUGGGCGGCUGCAGUCGCUGUCUCCUCUCAGUGGACACUACCGUCCACCGUCGUCCAACUUUCGCGCUUUUCUGCAGAGCUUAAAGGUGGAGGGUGUUGAUAUGGGUCAUUUGACGAUUUCCAAGUCGUAUGCUGUCCUCCUUGGACUGGAGACGUACAUCAAGACGACGAAGAAGAGCAAGAGCUUUGUGGAAAAGCUACUGCGGACAAAGGACAAGACAGCAGAUAGCAAGCCGGCGCAAAAAGCGAUGGCGAAGCUUAGUAUCAAAUAA
Akanthomyces muscarius is the source of this 1527-nucleotide messenger RNA. RefSeq lists its product as uncharacterized. Bases 1 to 1527 code for a protein of 508 amino acids. Lineage: Eukaryota; Fungi; Ascomycota; Sordariomycetes; Hypocreales; Cordycipitaceae. The transcript has a single exon. Gene Ontology annotation, molecular function: protein binding. The record is from RefSeq and is a predicted model, not a curated record.